This is a messenger RNA of Suillus fuscotomentosus, 1071 nucleotides long. RefSeq lists its product as uncharacterized. Bases 96 to 938 code for a protein of 280 amino acids. The transcript has 8 exons. The record is from RefSeq and is a predicted model, not a curated record. Lineage: Eukaryota; Fungi; Basidiomycota; Agaricomycetes; Boletales; Suillaceae.
CGGCAGACCUGUCUAAUUUACCAAAAGUUCAACGGGGUGCACACUGCAUUUCUGAUUCCUGUGGUGAUAUCAAAAAUCCCCUGGACAUCACCACUAUGGCUUCCAAAUCCACCACAGGCCUGCCAUUGGACUCUGCCAAUAUAAUGUCGACAGUACUAGAAGGUAUUUUAUACGGCUUUUCAGUCCUCAUGUUCAUAGGUACCAUCUGGACAUUUACUUACAAACAACGCAUCCGAGACAUCAAUCAGCCAAGCACCGUGGUUGCCACCUUGCUGUUUGUACUCAGUACUGCGCACAUGAUCGUAGGUGCUGUUCGUCUCGAAGAUGGACUGGUGAAGCAUGGCAAUACCCUCCAUGAUGGGCCAGCAAGAUUCUUCGCAGACGUGACCCAACAAACAUUUGUGACAAAGAAUACGAUAAUCACUUUACAAACUUUGCUUGGUGACGGAGUGGUGAUCUAUCGAUGUUACGUCGUUUGGCGAUCUGUGUGGAUUAUCAUCCUACCAUGCAUGAUGUGGUGCGGUGUCGCAGCGUUUGGUAUUUGUAUGGUCUAUGUGCAAGCACCGACUACCAAUGCCAAAAAUGUCUUCGGAAACCAGACUGGACAUUGGAUCACGGCGUUCCUUUCCUUGACGCUUGCAACUAAUUUGCUCAGUUCAGGAUUGUUGGCAUACCGCAUCUGGACGAUCGAACGCAAUGUCUCUGGAGCUUACGCUACGAAGAAUAACAUGCCUAUAUUGCGGGUGCUCGUAGACGCCGCGCUUUUAUACUCCGCAGCGCUUUGCGCCUCGCUGGUAUGUUUCGCCCUCUCGAACAAUGGGUUUUAUGUUUUAGGAGACCUGAUCGUUCCCAUCAUCUCGAUUGCCUUCUACAUGGUCUUUAUCCGCGUCGCAAUCAGCAAGAAGAUCCACGAAUGCCUCUCGGCUACUCUUUGUUGAGGGACAAAUGAAUCUGACCGAAGAAUCUCUUCGAGAUGCCCUGUGCAGCCUUCGAUGCAGAUUGAGAUGGUAUUUUCCUGACCGACAGAGACAGCUUAAAAAUGGAUGCAACCUUAUAGUCUAAGAAUUUCUU